UAUCCAUCUCUACUGUUUCCGAAUGCCAUUGUUUUCUUCUCUUCCAUGGAUGAGCUAAAUCACAACGUUUGAUCUCUUGUUUUUCUCUUUCUUCCCGUGCUUUCGUUUCUGUUUGUCCUUGUACUGUGAUCCGUAGAGUUAUCAGGAGCAUAUCUCGCACUGUUCUUUGCUAAAGCUGUUGUCUUUUUGAUUGAUUGGGAUUCGGGAGCUGCUUCUCUUGCGCCGGAAGUAAAUAACAGCGUCUCAGUUCUGUUUCCUCCGUUCUCGCCCUUUUUCCUUUUUAUUUAAUUUGUUGGUCGGUGGCAUUAGUGAAUUGAUUUAAGAGCAAAGAUGCAGUCUUUUUCUAUUUUUAUUCGGAUCUCUCAUGCCUUUUCUCGCCUUGAUUUGGUUGUCAAGCGAUUCUAUAACGCAAGAUGAUGGCUUUGGAGUCACGGAAGAUCUUACUCCUGGUUCCUGAAACCUAGGGUUCUUGAUCUCUUGAUCUUUCCAAUUUUUAGAGAAGUUUCUUCAUCUUGGUUCUCUUAAGGGUACAUUUCUUUCGAUUAAAAGAUGGGUCUUUGCCUUGUGUUUUUCGCGAUCAAAGUUCGGAUUUUUACCCCUCGUAGUAAAUUGCAUUUGUUUGCCUCUUCCAGUCUUCCCCCUUGGGAGCCUUUUGCAUCUCGAUUUCGAGUUCAUGGUUGCUAGAUUUCGGUUUCCCAGGUGGCCAAUGUUACAAUGCGGAGAGGAGACCCUUUCUUUUUGUGAUCUUUCAAUCAUAUCUUGAUCUGGAUGGCAGAUUGCAGUGAAUUCAGAGCCUGGGAGGAGCUGAUUCCUGAUGCUCUAGGGCUAAUCUUCCGCAACCUCCCAUUGCAGGAGAUUUUGACUGUGGUGCCCAGGGUAUGCAAAUCUUGGUACAGGGCGGUAUCAGGGCCUUACUGCUGGCAAGAGAUCGACAUCGAGGAAUGGAGCCAGCGGUGCAAACCGGAACAGUUGGAUCAAAUGCUUCAGAUGCUUAUAACUCGAAGUGGUGGUUCCUUCCGCAGGCUUAGUGUCUCUGGGCUUCUUACUGAAUCUAUGUUUACCUUCAUUUCUGAAAAUGCUGGUUCCCUUCAGAGAUUGGAGUUGCCAAGGAGUGAAAUAAGUGAUUCAAUAGUAGAACGAGUUGCACCGAGGUUUUCGAAUAUCACUUUCUUAGAUGUGAGUUACUGCAGAAAGAUAAGUGCUCAUGCCCUAGAAACUUUUGGAAAGAAUUGCAAGUUCCUCGUUGGGCUUCGGCGUAGGAUGCAUCCACAAGAGGUGGCAGACAAAGUCUGCCAAGACGAAGAGGCCUACGCCAUCGCAAAUACAAUGCCCAAGCUGCAUCGACUGGAGUUGGCCUACCUGCUCUUGACUACCAGAGGUGUCCUUGAGAUCCUCUCCCGGUGCAGGGAUCUUGAGUACUUGGACCUGAGAGGUUGUUGGGAUGUCAAGCUUGAUGAGAAAUACAUAAAGGAAUGGCAUCCUGGAUUGAAGGUGUUGGGACCGCACGUCGUGGACUGCUACGAGCGGAGCUUCUGGGAAGAUUGCUCAGACUACUCCGAUUCUUCUGUAUACUCCUGGGAUUUCAUGGAUGACGGAGUCGAUAUAUAUGAUGGAGGAAGUGAUGAUGAUGGUAUUUGGGAUGAUGAUCAAGGACUAGAAGGUUUGGAAGUUCGGUUCUACGGAGGUGGUUUUAAUGAUGCAUUUGCUGCAUUUGAAUGGCCUCCAUCUCCCUGACUUGUUGGUUCUUGCUCGAAGAAACUUGAUGCUACUACUUAAGUUACUUCUCUUCCAGAGCUUUUUAGAACCACUAAAAUCUACUCUAAGAUCCUGAUCUAUAUGUCAAUGCUUUGAAGUUUCUGGUUGGCAUUUAUGUGGAGAUCAAUCUCUAAUGUUUAAACGAGGAAAUGAAUAUGUCGGAUCUCUUGUACUGUUCAAUGAAAAUGCUCAUAAAUAUAUGUUUGUACUGA
Musa acuminata AAA Group (dessert banana) is the source of this 1967-nucleotide messenger RNA. Its product is annotated as F-box protein FBW2-like. The coding region runs from base 769 to 1734 and encodes 321 amino acids. Gene Ontology annotation, biological process: SCF-dependent proteasomal ubiquitin-dependent protein catabolic process. The transcript is spliced from 3 exons. The record is from RefSeq and is a predicted model, not a curated record. Gene Ontology annotation, molecular function: protein binding. NCBI's taxonomy places the organism in Eukaryota, Viridiplantae, Streptophyta, Magnoliopsida, Zingiberales, Musaceae. Gene Ontology annotation, cellular component: SCF ubiquitin ligase complex.